Lycium barbarum (goji berry) is the source of this 1665-nucleotide messenger RNA. Its product is annotated as D-ribulose kinase. Gene Ontology annotation, molecular function: D-xylulokinase activity. Bases 76 to 1515 code for a protein of 479 amino acids. NCBI's taxonomy places the organism in Eukaryota, Viridiplantae, Streptophyta, Magnoliopsida, Solanales, Solanaceae. The record is from RefSeq and is a predicted model, not a curated record. Gene Ontology annotation, biological process: xylulose metabolic process. Gene Ontology annotation, cellular component: cytosol. The transcript has 8 exons.
ACUUAUUAUAUAGUUAAAAAUAAAUAAAAUUAAAAGUUAGAAAGAAGAUAAGGUAACGUUAUCACUGCUGAAAGAAUGGCAACCACCAUUUCCAGUACUGCAUGUUCAUCGUUGUUCCAUCUGCAUUUUAACAGUUGGAGGAAAUUAAGUUCAAGAAUGUUAGAGUCUAAUGUUUUGUGCAAACCAAGAAGGCAACGGCCCAUUUCUGCAAAUUAUAAAUCUGGAAAUGGAAAGAAACUUUAUCUUGGUAUGGAUUUUGGAACAUCUGGAGCUCGGUAUGCUCUUAUUGAUCGUGAAGGGAAUAUUCAUGCUGAAGGGAAGAGAGAGUAUCCCCUUUAUAUGAAGGAGGAAAAAAUGGAGUGGAUACAAUCAUGGAAAGACACACUCUUUUUACUCCUUGAUGAUGUCCCAGUGAGUCUUCGCACAAUUGUUGCAUCCAUUGCCAUUGAUGGGACCUCAGCAACAACUAUCAUCAUGGAUCGCGUGAGCGAAGAGCCAUUAUGUAGACCAUUCCUGUAUAAUGAGAGCUAUCCCGAUGCUUUGCCUUUGGUGAAGUCUAUUGCUCCUCCAAACCAUACCGUCUGCUCUGGAUCCUCUACACUUUGCAAGCUUGUCUCAUGGUGGAACUCUUAUGAUUCAAGCAGGGAAUCUGCAGUAUUGUUACAUCAAGCAGAUUGGUUACUGUGGAUACUCCAUGGCAAGCUAGGUGUGUCUGACUAUAAUAAUGCUCUCAAGGUUGGCUAUGAUCCUGAACUGGAUUCCUAUCCACCUUGGCUUCUAUGUCAGCCAUAUUCUCAUCUUUUACCUUCCGUGCAACAUCCUGGUACUAAAAUUGGGUGUAUGAAGGAGGACAUAAGAGCUCAGUUUGGUUAUCCAAAGGACUGUCUUAUCUGUACAGGAACCACGGACAGUAUAGCAGCAUUUCUAGCAGCACGUGCUACUCUACCUGGGAAAGCCGUAACAUCUUUAGGUUCAACACUUGCUAUUAAACUACUUAGCACCAGAAGGGUAGAAGAUGCUCGAUUUGGAGUAUAUAGCCACCGUCUUGAUGAUAAAUGGCUUGUUGGAGGUGCUUCAAACACAGGGGGAGCAGUUCUUAGGCAACUCUUCUCUGAUGAGCAGUUGAAGAAACUAAGUGAGCAGAUAAAUCCCCUUGAAGCUUCUCCUCUCGAUUACUAUCCCCUUCAAGAAGUUGGUGAAAGAUUCCCCGUGGCAGAUCCAAACAUGGAGCCAAGGUUACAUCCACGUCCAGAAAACGAUGUUGAAUAUUUGCAUGGUAUUCUUGAAUCGAUUGCUCGCAUUGAGGCAAAGGGAUACAACUUGCUGAAGGAUCUCGGGGCCACACCUGUCGAAGAAGUGAUCACUUCGGGAGGAGGCUCACAAAAUGAAAAAUGGAUAAAGAUACGAGAGAGGGUACUCGGCUUGCCUGUGAGCAAGGCAAAUCAGACUGAAGCUGCCUAUGGAGCUGCAUUAUUGGCAAUGAAGGGUGCUUGUGAAAAUACAACAUCUGAUUAAAGAUCAAAGCACUCUAUGAAAAACAAUAUAAUGAUGAUUCUAAAAUUGAUUAUAACCUGAUUGAUGUUUGUACUAUAUGACAUUGUCAAGAGCAUGCUGAAAAGCACCAUUUGACCAAUCGAAUAUUAAUAAAAGGCAUUUGUUAUCAAA